AAAUCAGGCCGUGUUCGUCUCCCAUUCUCUCCCCUGGUGUCCUCGCUCCAGAGUUCUGCUGCAUUUGUCCUCCCCCGCUACAGAUCCAACACUUCCCCUCAAGCCAGUACUUGUUCGGCGGCGAUGCCCAGAACCAAGCACGGUCUCGGCCUCGUGGCGAUCUCGUAUGUAGCGCUCGACUACCUCCGCUACGUCUCCCCGUCGUGGCACGCGCGGCUCCAGCCGGCGUUGUGGGUGGUGCUGGCCCUCUCUGCCGCGGUGCGCGCACCCUUCUACUCGCACUGGCAGCUGGAGAUCCGUUCUGCGAUCCCUUUCCUCGCUUCCAUGCUCUUCAUGCUCGCCGCUUUUCUUUGGGAGGCUCUAUCCGUACGAUUCGUUACCGCCGUACUCGGACUCGAUUGGCAUAAAUCUUCACCUCCUCUACCUGAUACUGGCCAGUGGUUUCUUUUAUUCCUGAAUGAGAAACUUCCACGGGUUGUGGUACAUUUGCUAAGAGCAGAUAUCAUUGGGCUUCAUCAUUACCUAAUGCUGUUUGUGAUGUUGGCUUUCUCUGUGGUUUUCAACUCUGUUAAAGCCCCUGGUCUUGGUCAUGCUGCAAGAUAUAUGUUCACCAUGGCGAUAGGACGUCUUCUUCGGGCUAUAACAUUUGCUUCUACAAUUAUUCCAUCAGUCCGACCUUGGUGUGCUGCAGUUAGAUUUUCAGUACCUUAUUAUCCACAUCCUUGGGCACAGAAAUUCUAUAUCCCAUAUGCUUCUGAUUCUGAUGCCAUUCACAAGCUAAUACGAGCUGAUAUGCCUUAUGCGACUGUUGGUGAAUAUCCCAGUGAGUAUCGACCAAACUGGGGAAGGAUGAGCUUUCUUAUAGACAUACUGAGGCCUACUAUUUCAGAUGGAGGUUCAUGGUACAAAUUAUUGAAGAGAGCUAGUGGUGGCUGUAAUGACCUGUUGUAUAGUGGUCAUAUGCUUGUUGCUGUACUUACUGCUAUGGCAUGGAUGGAAGCAUAUGGUGGUUGGACAUCAAUUCUGAUGUGGUUCUUAGUCUUGCAUAGUGCCCAGAGAGAGAUCCGGGAGCGACACCAUUAUACUGUGGAUUGUGUUGUGGCAAUCUAUGUUGGUAUCAUUUUAUGGAGGAUGACUGGUUUUAUUUGGUCCUCCAAAGAUGCAUCCAGAACCAAAAGACUCAACAAGCUUGAUGAGGUUCAGAACAGAUUGAUUCAUGCAGCAAAGGAUUCAGACAUAGAUGAGAUCAGAGAGCUGUUGAAGGAGGUGGAGAUGGCAGGUCAUGAAAGGAAGGCUUCACAAUGGGUUAUUUGGUUAUUUGCGGUCAUUACUAUUAUUUUCAGCCUCUUUGUAGUGUUGCUAGCCUUUAUAUUGACCAAUGAUGGAUAAUCUCAUCGAUUCCUUUGCAUUAGUUGUUGUAACCUAUGUUGCAUCCGACCCUAAAUAUUUGAGACGCAAGGCUUGUUGUAACCUAUUUCACACUCCAUUUUGUAUCAAAUAUUGUAACCUAUGUUGUACUUCUUUUUGGGACUUGAAAUUAUUGUGCUAAGGAAAGACUGACAUGCUUGAGGCUUUAAAUA
Zingiber officinale is the source of this 1580-nucleotide messenger RNA. Its product is annotated as protein PHLOEM UNLOADING MODULATOR-like. Gene Ontology annotation, biological process: ceramide biosynthetic process. Bases 124 to 1389 code for a protein of 421 amino acids. Gene Ontology annotation, molecular function: ceramide cholinephosphotransferase activity; sphingomyelin synthase activity. Lineage: Eukaryota; Viridiplantae; Streptophyta; Magnoliopsida; Zingiberales; Zingiberaceae. Gene Ontology annotation, cellular component: Golgi membrane; endoplasmic reticulum membrane. The record is from RefSeq and is a predicted model, not a curated record. The transcript has 4 exons.